Messenger RNA from Cottoperca gobio, 4958 nucleotides. RefSeq names its product synemin, intermediate filament protein (gene synm). The record is from RefSeq and is a predicted model, not a curated record. Gene Ontology annotation, biological process: fast-twitch skeletal muscle fiber contraction; intermediate filament cytoskeleton organization. NCBI's taxonomy places the organism in Eukaryota, Metazoa, Chordata, Actinopteri, Perciformes, Bovichtidae. Gene Ontology annotation, cellular component: sarcolemma; intermediate filament; neurofilament cytoskeleton. Gene Ontology annotation, molecular function: structural constituent of cytoskeleton; intermediate filament binding; vinculin binding.
CUGAUCGCAAAUUACACCACAGUCAUGCCCACAAACGCUCACGUAAAUGACACCGGGACAACCUGUCUCCUAGAGUAAUAUACAGACAGGACAUCUUUCAAACUCACUUUUUCUAAUUAGAUACCACAAUGUUGCCUUUCAAGAGAACUUUUGAGAGCGAGAAACACCAGCUGCAGGAGCUCAACAGCAGACUUGGGCAGUAUCUUUCCAGAACGAAGCAGCUGGAGCAGGAAAAUACGCAUCUUAUUACUGAAAUAAAUAAACUCAGACAAGCAAAGACCGCGGAAUGGGAGCCGAAUUGCAAGGGCGAGAUGCGGGAUCUGAGGAGAAUGGUGGGGCAGCUGUCGUUUGAAAAGUCCCAGGCUGAGAUGGAGAGGGAGAAGCUAUGGCGGGAGUUGCAGAUGGUCCAGUCUCUGUGCAGCGAGCAGACUGGUGUGUGCAGGGACAUCAGUGGCGAGCUGAAAGGGUGCGAGAAGGAGCUUUAUCACGCUCACAAGUCCAACGGUGAACUCCAGCAGCGUUUAUUUCAACUAGAAAACGAGUGUAAAUGCUUGGAUGAUGCGCACAGACAAGAAAAGGACCAUCUCCGGCGUCAGGUGGACUCUCGGAUGGUACCAAUCAUCACGCAUACCUAUCGCGGGCCUCCAUCGGCCACCAUGGAAGAGGUGCAAGAGUAUGCCCGAGGUCUGUCCGAGGGAUGGCUUGAGACCUUUGAUAUGUACCAGCUGAAGGUGGAGGAGAUGGAGCAGUCCAUUAAAGCGGACCAGGCGAGGCUGAGUGACAUGCAGAGGGAGAAGAUGAUGUAUGCCUCAGAGUUCAACAAAUUACGCACAGAGGCGGAAAAACAAGGGCACAUUCAAUUCCGUCUCGAAGAACAACUGACGCACAUGCAGGAGAAAUUCCGGGUGGACUUCAGUGAAUAUCAGAUGAUUAUUGAGCAGCUGGAGCAUGAGAGGAACAUGAUGGCUGACACUAUUGCAGAAAAGAUGCGAGAGCAUCAGCAGCUUCUCCAGGUUAAGAUGGACCUGGGCAUGGAGGUGGCUGCCUACAGGGCUCUGCUGGAAGGUGAGAGAGUGGAUCUGCAAGAUGCUCAUAGGAGGGUGACUCAACAUCAAACAGAAAGAAUAAUAGAUAUAAGGAUGCCUUCCCAGCCCUACACUCCAAGAACGUCCACCUUAACCACCAGACAACAGAUGAAUACCAGGUACACGCCGCCGACUUCAAACCUCAGAAGAUCCCCUGUGCCUCCCUUUGGGUCCACCAGUCCCUCUAGGGUCAUUCCAAUUUCAGUUGCAGCUAGAGCUCGCCAUCAGAGUCCUCAUUCCAGGAGGGACAUGAUCUCAUUCACCAAAGCUCGCACUGCCGCCUCUGCUCCUGCUACCACCAACGCCGCUGUUGCCAAAGAUAAACCAACAGGCCAGAGUGAAUACCAAAAAGGGCAACAUGUACAAAAAACAGCAGCCGAGGAGAAAAUUGUGAAAGUCAAACUGGGCUCUCCUGUAGAAAACAAAGUCAGUCCCAACAAGUCCUCCACUACUGAGACCAGAUCAGUGAGAGUGGUGUCACCGCCAAUGAUGAGCAUGAAAUCUGAGACAGAAAGCAAAACGCAAGUGUCAGAUGAGAAAGAGAGAGAUCAUUUUUAUGGAGGGGAGUUCAGAGAUGAAGGGAAAGCAGCGUCUACCAUGGUCCCAAGUGAGAAAAAGAUAUUAAAUUCUGUGUAUGUCGAGGAGAUUAUCGAAAAAGCGAUGAGACCAGUAGGUUUGGAAGAUGAGACAUGGUCCUCUGGAGAAUCGAAAAUAAGGUAUCAUGUGGAGAAAACUGAGCAAGACGAUGGAACGACUAAGACACAGAUUGUGUUGGAGUCCAAAGUGGAGGAAGAACUAGAUUUGUCUGAGGACUCUGCACUGAAUGAAUUACUGAGCCAAGGGGUUAUGAAGGUGUCACUGGAAGAUAUCAAGGACACAGCAACAGGAAACAUGAUCAAGAACCUGCUAAGUGGCCUGCAGGGAACGGACUUGGAAAAUAAGUCUGUCCAUGUGGAAAUCAUUGAGGAACCGGUGGAGUCUUACAGUGAUGAGGAGCUUGAGGUUGAGUCCAGAUCUCGUUUUUAUGAGCCCUCCUCACCAUAUUUUCAAAUUGAGGAGCUAGAAAAUGUCCCUCAUGGCGCUCAAGUUCAGAGGAGUGAAGGUGAUGCGAUGACAGAUCAUUUCAAGGGUGGAUCUGUACAAGUUCAAGACUUUACUAGAGAGAGUGAAUCUUCAUAUUUCUCCCAUGAACAAGAGCCAGACGAGUACUUUGUCUCUACACCAGAUGACAAUCUUUCUGAAACCGAGGACGGUGGUGGCAUCACCUCAUAUGGCCAUUAUGGUAUCGUAGAUGACCUGUCAGAUGAGAGGUAUUAUCAAGAUGAAGGUCUUCUCUCCAAAAGAGUGAUCGUAAAGGAAAGUGACGAAUACCAGUUCAUGCCAGGCGGUCACUCGUUUGUCAAGGAGAGUUUCCCAGAGUGCAUCAUUGAAGAAGAGGUUCGCGUCUCCCCUGUAGUCCAGGAGUCAAUGCUCGAGUUCCUGAGAGAGGACUCUUUGGAGCCCAGAGAGCAGCUGAAAGGAGCUCUAGAGAAGCUACAAAGCUCAGUGUCGGGUCCACUGAGGGAGGAGUUGGCUUUCCUCACAAAAGCGAGUAGUGAAGGUUCACAGAAUGUGGCGGUCAAAAAAGUACAACAGUCAAGUGACAACGGCAACAUGACUAUAGUUGCAGAGCUGAACGUCUCUCAAAGUCUGGAAGACUCUGGACUGCUGGAGGCAGAAGAUGAUCCAUCUGAAGAGCAGAUCAUGGCAGCUCUUAGAUCUUCUAACCUAGGGCUUGAGAAGGGUGGAGCAGGAGUGGGAUACAGCUUCAGAGUCUCCAGAGAAGAGGAUGUAGCGACUGGUGAAGAGUUUGAAGGCUUCACUAACAAAGGAGGGUCUGCGUCUGAAGUCACCGAGAAACACAUAAAACUGGGGCCAUCAGAAAAGUCCUUCACCUUCCAGAUGGGCGUCCAGGGCAGCCGUGCUGAGGCGACCUCAGAGCAAGAGCUGCAAUCUCACAUCUUGGAGACCCCGGUGAAGAUUUCUCAUGAGAAAAGAGUUGCAACAGUUUACCUUGAAAGCCCGACAGAUGAUUAAGAAAGAAUUUGGUCGUACAUUUUCAAACUAAAUGCAUGCCAAUGUCACUUAUUGAAGUGCACAUUGCAGAGGUUGUCCACACACAUUAAUGCUGUUUGCAGACACUAUAAUAAUGCUGUAAGCUUUGCAGUAAAACAUUUAUCACAUUGAUUUUGGUGUGCUCUUUUACUGAUUCAAGCUAAAUUCAGUUACAAUGACCAGAUUAACACAGUUUGAUUGUGGCAAUACUAUUAAAAAUACUGAUAACGGCUAACUAAAAUGGGCUGAUUUAAGUUAGGAUUGUAACAUCUACAUAUUGUAGCAAUUGGUGGUCAAUACUGAUGGAGUGCUGCGUUGCUGUGCGUUACAUUUUUAAAGAUGUUCAUUUAUUCUCUCUAGAUUUCUCUAUUUUUGUACUAACCUUUGCUGUCUAUCUUAAACAGUCCGUUCUGCAGUUUACAACAACCCAUCACAUCAUGUGUCGGCCAUGUUGUUGAAUCUACUGCAAGCCAACAUAUGAGUUAUGAGGUGCUGUGAACAGUUUGCAGAUUUGGUCUUUAAUUCUUUUUUUGACUUGGGCACUGCUGCCAAAUGGAAUGCUUUUUAGUAUGCACUGCAUCCUGAAACACAGUAGUUUAUUUGAAGCAGUAGUCAGUGAUGUGUACAGAAUAUAGUGAAGCUUGUAGUUGAGGACAAUAUAGAAGAAAAAAAAAAGAUAUAGGAAAAAAAAAUGGUAAUUUGUCUUAAGAAACGUUGCACGUUUUGAAAGCUGAAAUCAAAGUGUAGUGCAAGUAAAUGUGACACUUAAGUGAUUGUUAAGGUGACUUACAAAGUCACUUAUUUUCAGAUAAUUUAACUUUACAUUACACAUUUUAAUUAAUAAAAAAUUACCCAGGAUACAACAAUGUGGAAUGUUUGUAAAAUGUGCUUCUUUACAUAAAAAGCAAACAUUUUAAUCUAUUAUAUAAUAUACUUAUAUAUACUAUAUACUAAUUAUACCAUUUAAAAGCACCAACAAAAGGGUUUUCAAUUUGAAGAGCAUAUAGUAAAAACAAUAAGAAGCAGUAGAAAAAUCAUAAUGAAUUCAUUGAUAGUGUUGUUAAAGAAAUAAUAAUCACAUCUGAUUUGGAUGCGUCUUGUCUGGACGCCUUUCCGCUUGUAGAUAUUACUUGAGUGUAAAGCAAUGUUUAGCGUGAAUGCCAUGCUUUUAUAAAUAUGUUCAUUUUCAUUGUUAGAAAUCUACUAAAUGAAACCUCAACUAAAAAGACUUGUUGCAUUUAAGUGCCCAGAUACAGCAUAUUUCCAUACAUUCUCCGAGCAGUCAUUUAAAUUGAAAAAACUGUUACAUCAGUGCACUUAAAAUGUGGCUAAAUUAGGAAUUUUUGUUACUGUAUAUGUAUGUACAGUGUAAUCUGGACAAAGUGCCAUUUCAUAGCAUUAAAAAUGUGUACAUCAGCAUACAGAAAAUAUAUUGAUGUAUAAAGAAUGUGUAAUGAGUCAAAUGUUCAAUAAGUGUUGGUCACCAUGGAUAGUCAACAUCAUUGCUUUUAUUGACAUAAUGAUUUCUAUUGAACACAUGGCAUUGUUGCUUAUUGGUGAAAAAGGUUCCAGCCCUCAUUUGGAAAUUGAUUAACACAAUUAAAACCUAUUGUGGGUAUGUUUUCUGAGUGAGCAUUUCUUCAACUUAUGUCACCUAAUGUAAAAAAAAAUGUCAUCAAACCAUGUAAUGCCAGUGGACCUGUAUUAUCUAAAACAGCGGUCCCCAACCUGUUUUAUGCCACGGACCGGUUUCAUGUAACACAAUAUGUUGAAUAUAUA